CGCGCGCGCAGGGGGCCAUAAAAGCUGCAGCGGCGCCGAGACGCCGAGCUCGCCCACCGCCCCGAGCAGCGGCCGCACCAUGCACGUGAAUGGCAAAGUGGCGCUGGUGACCGGCGCGGCGCAGGGCAUCGGCAGAGCCUUUGCGGAGGCGCUCCUGCACAAGGGCGCCAAGGUAGCGCUGGUCGAUUGGAAUCUUGAAGCAGGUGUAAAGUGUAAAGCUGCCUUGGAUGAGCAGUUUGAACCUCAGAAGACUCUCUUCAUCCAGUGCGAUGUGGCAGACCAGGAACAACUGAGAGAUACCUUUAGAAAAGUUGUAGACCACUUUGGAAGAUUGGACAUUUUGGUCAAUAAUGCUGGUGUGAAUAAUGAGAAAAACUGGGAAAAAACUGUGCAGAUUAAUUUGGUUUCUGUUAUCAGUGGAACCUACCUUGGCUUGGAUUACAUGAGUAAGCAAAACGGAGGUGAAGGCGGUAUCAUUAUCAAUAUGUCCUCUUUAGCAGGGCUCAUGCCUGUGGCACAACAGCCUGUUUAUUGUGCUUCAAAGCACGGCAUAAUUGGAUUCACACGCUCAGCAGCGAUGGCAGCUAAUCUCAUGAACAGUGGUGUUAGACUGAAUGCCAUUUGCCCAGGCUUUGUUAAUACACCCAUCCUCGAGUCCAUUGAGAAAGAAGAAAACAUGGGACAAUAUAUAGAAUAUAAGGAUCAUAUUAAGGAUAUGAUGAAGUUCUAUGGAAUUUUGGACCCAUCAAUGAUUGCAAGUGGAUUAAUAACACUCAUUGAAGAUGAUGCUUUGAAUGGCGCUAUUAUGAAGAUCACAACUUCUAAGGGAAUUCAUUUUCAAGACUACGAAACAACUCCAUUUCAUGCAAAAACUCAGUGAACAUCUUAUAUAUCAGCCAUAACUGAAAAUAAGAACAAAUGACUUCUAUUAGACCAUAUCUUCAUUUGAAUAUAGCUUUUUAAACCAAAUGUAAUUGUGUUAUUGUCUGAAGCUUUCCUCUGUGCAUUUGAUAUUAACUUUAUCUCUAAAUGAUAAGUUAGGUAUUUGGAUAAAAACAGUCAGGAACUAUCAAAAACAGGGAUGUGAACCAAAGCUAACUUUUGAUCUUUAUAGUCUAUGUAAUGAUUAAAACAAAGGAUAUUCAAGGAAUAUUCUGCCUUUCAGAAAAAUGUAUUUAAAUUUGUGGUACAUAAAUAUUAAUGUUUUUCAGAAUAUCAUUUUAAAGGAAAUACUUGAAUUGUUAUUUAAAUCAAACCAGAUGUAAAAAUCUCAUUUUGUUUUUAUGUUCUCACUUGAAAAAAAAGAAGCUACCUACAAUGGCAAAUUUUUAGUAACAAUAACUUUUACUUAUAUGCCAUCUUUCAGCUGAGCAUUUCAGCUCUUUAAAGAUGUGGCAUAUUUUGGGGCCAGUAGUUAAAAGAAUAAACUACAGUGUGAAUAUAUCCCAAAUGAAAAACCUGAUGUAUGGGAAAAUGACAGAAAGUAACUGACUGAGAUAUUGAUCCACAGUUCAGCUUCCCAUCUAGGAAGACCAUUUCUUUCUUGUUUGCUUACUUUAAGAAAUUUAAUUUUCUCCAGAAAUCUCAGGAAUGAAACAUUUAACAGUUAUAGCAAAAAUGAUAGUGCUUCUUAAAAUAUUAUAUUUAAGAUCACUUCAUUAAGGAAAAAAAUACAAAUAUAACAUUUUUCAGGUUACUUCAUUUGUGAAGUAACCAAUUUCCAUAGUGCCUGAUUUUUAAUAAAACUCUUUUCUUCUUCUAAUCUCCAGAAUUUAUUUAGUGUUUUAUGUAUAGCUAUUGAGGACAAAAACUAGUUUUGUCACAGCCUCAAUUGUAAAUGUUUCUGUGUGCUCAAAGUCGUAAUAACAAGAGGUAAAGUUAGCCUGUGGUGUUUUGCUAUUUUCCCUGUCAAGUGUUUUAAGAUAGGAUCAGUAAAUGCAACUGCUUUGGGUAACAUUAUUUGCAAGCAAUAAUUAAUGCCACUGAUAGUGAAAGCACAAGAUUUCCAAAUCAAUCAUUUUUUCAUAGAAUAUUGUAUUAGUGAUUCGCUCUGCCUGCUAAGUCCAAAGCUCCCAGCUUGGAGCAAAUGCCGUCCAUGUGAGAGAUUGAUGAGGAUUUUUCUAGAGACACGGGAGUGUUAUCAUAUCUUGCUCUGUUUUAAUUCUGCCAUAGAGAACUAUUGCCUUCACUUUUAAGGUGUAAUUUUAAUAUGAAUAAUUCUUGUCCAGAGUUUCACAUAACGUAUUUGAAAAACAAGAAGAAGUGAGCAUCUGAAUGUCUGAUAGAGAAGAGUUGUAAUCAUGCAUCAACUUGUUCACACAUUGUGGCAGUAACUAGUCGGGGAAUAAUACAGGCAUGUGGAAAUGUCUCUUAUCUUACAUAUUUUCCUACUGUAAUGUUCAAUGCUGUAGCUAAAACUUCUCAUUUAUGGAUCAUUUUUUGUAAACUGGCAGCCUUCAGUAUACUUUGUGAUUUGAGUGGAAUUUGUUUCAAAUCAUUGAACUCUGAAGACAUAUAAAAUCAAAUACUGAGUAGAACUGAAAAAAAGUGACCUACAUUGUAAAAGUUUAUCUUACAUUAAAAUGUAUCUGCUGUAUAUAUAGGGGUGCCUGUGUGGCUCAGUUGGUUAAGUGACUGCCUUCGGCUCAGGUCAUGAUCCUGGAG
Callorhinus ursinus (northern fur seal) is the source of this 2664-nucleotide messenger RNA. RefSeq names its product 15-hydroxyprostaglandin dehydrogenase (gene HPGD). Gene Ontology annotation, biological process: female pregnancy; prostaglandin metabolic process. The record is from RefSeq and is a predicted model, not a curated record. Gene Ontology annotation, cellular component: cytoplasm. Lineage: Eukaryota; Metazoa; Chordata; Mammalia; Carnivora; Otariidae. Gene Ontology annotation, molecular function: 15-hydroxyprostaglandin dehydrogenase (NAD+) activity.